CGAGUUCGUUUGCAAUGUUCUUCUAGAUGUCAUUCGCGUUGAUCCUUCAUUGAAAAUCAAGACAAUGGUGCAACUUGUGAAAGAGAAAUUUGAUGGAUUCCAAAUAACCUACAAGAGAGCAUGGCUAGCGAAACAAAAGGCAAUAAAACUCAUUUAUGGGGAUUGGGAGGGUUCAUAUGAACAGUUGCCUAAGUACAUGCAAGCUCUCAAGGAAUCAAAUCCUGGAACUGUUGUUGAGUGGAGGUUGUUAGAGUGUACGGUUCCUGGAACACAUGUUUUUCAACGAGUCUUUUGGGCAUUCAAGCCAUGUAUUGAUGGAUUCCGUCACUGCAGACCCCUUAUCACCAUUGAUGGCACUCAUUUAUAUGGCAAAUACAAAGGCACUCUACUCAUUGCCAUGGGAACGGAUGCCAAUUUUCAACUAUUCCCCCUUGCUUUUGCGGUUGUCGAAGGAGAGAACAAUGAUAGUUGGUCUUGGUUCAUGGCUUGUAUUCGUGCUCGAGUUACAGAUAGGAAAGGGCUAUGUGUGAUAUCUGACAGACAUGCUGGUAUUUUAGCAGCAAUGGAAGAAGUUGGAAGUGGUUGGGAGGAGCCCAAUGCCUACCACAAGUACUGUACACGACACUUGGCUUCUAAUGUGAACUCAAAAUUUAAAAGUGUCGUCAUAAAGAACCUCUUUGGCAAAGCAGCUACUGCAAGGCAGAAGAAGAAGUUUGAUUACUACAUCAACAAAAUUGGUGACUUGAAUGUAGAGGCCCGUAGGUACUUGAUGGAAAUUCCGUACAGUAAGUGGUCCAUUCAUCAUGAUGGUGGUUUCAGGUUUGGUGUGAAGACUACAAACAUGUCGGAAGUUUUCAACGGAGUCUUAAAGGGGGCUCGAUGUCUCCCGAUAACCGCUUUAGUGCAAAUGACCUUUUUCCGGGUUAACUCCUAUUUUGCAACUAGAAGAAGUUGGAGUAAAAGAAGACUUGAAGAGGGCCAUGAGUUAUCGGAAAAGGCUAAGAAGACAAUAGAAGCCAACAUGGAGAAAGCCACGCACCAUGAGGUUGUUGCUUUUGACUAUGAUGCCACCGGGUUGUAUCAGGUUAGGACCGGUCGUGGAAGAAGAAAAGCUGGUAAAGGUGGUAACUCCCACACUGUGAAUCUGUUGAGCAAGACAUGUACUUGUGAGAAAUUGAGAAUAUACAAGCUCCCAUGCUCUCAUGUACUAGCAGUUUGUCGUCAUAGAAGCCUAUCACAUGCAGACUUUGUGGAUUCUUUUUUCAUGACCGUCGAAUAUAGGCGUUCAUACGCGAAGUGUUUCACACCAGUUCCUGAUCCUUGCCACUGGUCAGCUUACAAUGGUCCUACUACUAUUGCCAACCCAGAUUUGAAAAGAGGCCCAGGCCGACGGUCCACUAGAAUUCGAAAUGAAAUGGAUGAGCGUCCCAAUCGUGUGAAGAAGGCAUGCAGUGUUUGUCGGCGACCUGGGCAUAACAAGAAGACAUGUCCUACUCUUAUUGGUGGAUUUGGAUCAUCUGGGUCCCAUGGAGCCGGUGAUUCGUCCAGGCCCAGUUGAUCCAUCUGUUCUACGCUUGCAGACUUCCCAUAGGAGCCACUAACAUUAAAACUACACUUAAAUGUAGGCACAUGCAUUUGCUGAUUUGCACGUCCAGCUAUCGGGAGCUACUGAGACCAUCUCCCACUUGCCACCAGAGACGGCUAUACCAUUUGCCAUACAGACGAUGCUGGGUUUUACAUCAUUUUGUGGCCAAACCUUGUCUAGGGUGGGGCAGUCACACCUUAUUCAGCAGCCUCGACCGUCCACGUCUUCAUCUUCUACUGUGCACACUAUGCCGAUCAGACCACCACCUCAUUGUGGAGGCCAUUCAGCACGUGCCUUCCGUCCACCGACUCCUUCUCAGCAUACUAUCAUGACAUCUCCUCCACUAGUGCAUCGCCAGUAUCAGAGAAACCGACGGCGUAGCAACACUACGUCUGGGGUUGGAGUUGGCCUGGAUGACAUUCCAGAGGAGACAGCUGCAUCAUCUUCAUCGUCACCUCAUGGGAAGAAGCAACGCCCGAGCUAAGUGUAUAUUUUGGAACUAAACUAAUUUUUUUGUAAAUGCUUAGAAUUGGAUUUUGUUAUAUUUAAUCAAUUGAAAAAUAUUCGACUUUGCAA
This is a messenger RNA of Chenopodium quinoa (quinoa), 2161 nucleotides long. RefSeq lists its product as uncharacterized. Gene Ontology annotation, molecular function: zinc ion binding. Lineage: Eukaryota; Viridiplantae; Streptophyta; Magnoliopsida; Caryophyllales; Amaranthaceae. Bases 65 to 1558 code for a protein of 497 amino acids. The transcript is spliced from 2 exons. The record is from RefSeq and is a predicted model, not a curated record.